AUGACUGUUAUGAGUAGUUCAAAACGAGGACCUCUUUUAUUUCAAAUUCAGCAGUUCACCGGUAUCAAUACAGUGAUGUACUACAGCCCAACUAUAGUCCAAAUGGCAGACUUCUCUUCCAACCAGCUGGCACUUCUCUUAUCCCUGAUCGUCGCUGCCAUGAAUGCUGUGGGGACCAUCGUUGGAAUUUACUUAAUUGACCAUGUUGGUCGGAAAAAACUGGCCCUCGAGAGUUUAUCCGGUGUGUUGGCAUCCUUGGCAAUUCCCUCUGGUGCAUUCUUUGCAGAAUCCCCCGAUUCUACAAACAGGGUAUACGGGUGGCUCGCGGUCAUCGGUUUGGCCCUCUACAUUGCUUGCUUCUCACCCGGUACGGGACCCGUACCAUGGACAGUGAACUCAGAGAUAUACCCUGAGGCAUAUCGCGGAACAUGUGGUGGCAUGUCGGCCGCCGUCAAUUGGAUUUCGAACUUGAUUGUGGCACAGACAUUUCUCAGCAUCGCUGAUGCAGUGGGGACAGGUGCGACGUUCUCGAUUCUUGCGUGUGUAGCCACGUUGGCCAUCGUGUUUGUGGUCAUGUUUGUGCCUAAGACAAAGGGGUUGACUUUUGAAGAGGGGGAGAAGAUAUGGAAAGAGACAGCUUGGGGAAGUAGCCAAGGCAAAUAUAAUACAGAAGGCAUCCUUGAAGACGGAGCCUGA
Messenger RNA from Eucalyptus grandis, 696 nucleotides. RefSeq names its product inositol transporter 1-like. Bases 1 to 696 code for a protein of 231 amino acids. The transcript has a single exon. Gene Ontology annotation, molecular function: myo-inositol:proton symporter activity. Gene Ontology annotation, cellular component: membrane. The record is from RefSeq and is a predicted model, not a curated record. Gene Ontology annotation, biological process: transmembrane transport. NCBI's taxonomy places the organism in Eukaryota, Viridiplantae, Streptophyta, Magnoliopsida, Myrtales, Myrtaceae.